CGCGUGAAAGGCAGCGUGAUGGUCGUGGCGCAUUGGAUCUUUAAACAGUCGGUGCCAAACGCAGACAAGGAAAGAAUCGAAAGGAGGAGGGAGAUCACGCAUUUACCCCUGCUGACUCUCCAUUUGACAGAAGCCAAUGCAGAGAGGCGCACUCAGAUCACUACAGACAACCUUCUGAGAGAAAACGCCGCAUGAAAUCCCACCUAUUAUGUAGGCUACACAACUCGUUUGUCUUUUUUUCUUUCCUCUGGACAAUUUUACGCACCCCGGAAGACUAAAGAAAACGCCGCAGAGAUGAGUGUUGCGCGGUCUGGUGUGCUUCUGAAGGAUUCCCGCUCCUGAUAUAGGGACCAAAGAGGACAAAACGAGGCUUUUUUUUUUCUCCCUAAAGAAGAUCGCAAAUGUGGAGCGAUUAGAAAAGGGCUGAUGAAGGGACUAUUAAUCCUUUCAGUGCAUCAAAAGCACCAAGGGGCAUUAGAAGCGUUUGGAUGGAAAUCGGAACUGUUUUUGGUUUUAUAUGAAACUGGUGAUUAAUUCUUAUGAGUUUUUUUUUCUUCUCUUCAACUUCACAGAUUUAAGGAGGGUUUUUUUCUUUCUUCCUUCCGGUAAGAGGUUUUAUAAAAGUGUGAAUUAGCAAGAAAAAUCCUUCUCAUCUUUGACUUUUUUUUUCUUCAAGUUUUUUCUAAAUCUAAAUGGAAUUAGUUGAGUGUGAAGCCGUUUGUGAAAGAAACAGACAUGGUACAUGGGCACAGCUUCCUUCACGUUGUGGCAAGUCUACUCAUACUCGGGUUGUCUGGGGCAACAAAAAAGGAUACGGCUACAGUGAAAAACAAUUCUGGAGUAAAGCCUGCAGGUCAGUGUGGAGCGUGGGUAAAAGAAGCAGAAGGAGGACUCUUCACCUCCCCCAAUUACCCAAACAAAUACCCCCCCAACACAGAGUGUGUUUAUAUCCUUGAAGCUCCCCCAAGACAGUGCAUUGAUCUACACUUCGAGGACAAUUAUUCCAUUGAGUCCUCUUGGGAAUGUAAAUUUGACAACAUUGAGGUUCGCGAUGGACCGUUUGGCUUCUCCCCGAUACUUGGGCGGUACUGCGGUCAGCACAGCCCACCAGAUAUCAGGAGUAGUGGCCGAUACCUGUGGAUAAAAUUUGUGACGGAUGGAGAACUGGAAGGGGUGGGAUUUUCAGCAAGUUACAACUUCACAGCAGAUCCCGACUUUGCUGAUUUGGGAGUACCCCCACCUCUGCCCUCCUGUCAGUAUGACAUGGUUGGUCCAGAAGGUAUCGUUGAGUCCCAUCAGAUCACCAGAGAUGGGAAAGCUGGUGCCGCUGAGGCUGUCGACUGUAAAUGGUACAUCCGUGCUCCACCCCGUUCCAAGAUCUAUCUGCGUUUUCUGGACUAUGAAAUGGCAAACUCCAAUGAAUGCAAGCGCAACUUUGUAGCAGUGUAUGAUGGAGGAAGCUCUGUGGAAGACCUGAAGAGCAAGUUCUGCUCCACAGUGGCCAACGACAUCAUGCUGGUGUCCACACUGGGAGUUAUCCGGAUGUGGGCGGAUGAGCUCAGCCGCAAGAGCCGCUUCCGCAUCCUUUUCACAACCUACCAAGAACCUCCAUGUGAUGCUGAUGCCUUCUUUUGUCACAGUAACAUGUGCAUAAACUACACUCUGGUGUGCAAUGGCAUGCAGAACUGUGUCUACCCCUGGGAUGAGAAUCAAUGCAAAGAGAAAACUAAUACCAAAUUCCUGGACAAUCUGAAUUCCACAAAUGGGGCCAUAAUUGGUGUGACUUGCUGCAUCGUCUUCAUCCUCCUCAUUGUCUCGGUAAUUGUUCAGAUAAAGCAGCCGCGUAAAAAGUACAUCUUGCGACGAGAAGACUUCGACCCCACCAUGUUUCAGGAGGUCUUCGAGCCCCCUCACUAUGAGCUAUGUACUUUACGGAGUGCUGCCACACCCACAGCAGCCUCUGCAGAUUUGGUUGACUUGGCGGAGGACUUCGAGAACUACCAUGCCCUGCGCCAGGCCUCCUCCCGCUGCAUCCAUGACCACCACUGUGGCUCCCCCUCCUGCCCUGGAUCCGCGCACAUAUCGCAGCUAUCGCUGAGUGGACGAGGGAGCCGGAGUAACUUAAGUGCCCGUGACUCAGGGGCCGCAGCAGCUCUGCUCGCAGACCUUCCACAGCCGCCCAUGUCUGUGCGGCCGCUGCUGCCAGCCACAGGGAACCGCAGGAGCAUCUUAGUCAUGAAGCACAGCUACUCGCAAGAGGCGGCAGACAAUGGGUGCGACCUGGACGAUGACCUGGAAGAAGUUCCCACGACGAGCCACCGACUGUCGCGCCACGAAAAGGCAGUACAGCGGUUCUGCCUCAUUGGCUCUUUGAGCAAACAUGAAUCAGAGUACAACACAACUAGGGUCUAGGAGACAAUCCCAAGACUUCUUGAGAAUAGUGCUAUCCUGGAACAGUACGAACGGGCGUCACUGACACAUGACAAAGCGGAGCGGAGAUUUACACCAGCAUGAUGCUGAUGAUGAUGAGGGGACACUUUAAUGAAAUGGAUACUGGAGGUGUAUUCAUGGGCAAAGAUUACAAAGGACUAGAUGGAAAUACUCUAGCCACAAUGUUGUGAAGGACGGAUAUCUGAAAAACAGUCAUCUGUGCUGCUGAUGCAGUUUUGUGACUUUUAUAGAAGGAACACAGUUCAAGGACCUCUGUUUGGGCUGCGAAACAUCUGCGUUUCAACAUAAAUUCCUUCUGACCACAAAAGAAGUUUGAUUGAACAUAUCUAAGUUCAUUUUUCAGCAUGUCUUUUUUUCAGUCAAUGGCAUACAUGUUAUGAUUUUCACAACAAAUUAUACAAGCUUGCAAUUGGUCUAUUCUCUUUGAAUUUAACUCUACGUAUUACUAAACUAUUUUUUUAUUUUGGGUUUAUGAAAGCUCGGUUUUAUGUUGGAUAACAAUCUAAGGUAGAGGUGUGUGGGUUGUGCAUGCUCUUUUAUUUUCCAUUAGACCAUUAACAUACUAACAUUAAAGUUGAAAAGAGAAACACUUAUUCAUACACUAUAUGAGCUUCAGAUGCUAUUUAAAUAGCAUUCACAAAUGAGUCAAAUACAUUGCAUGGUGUGUGGGUAAAUCACUACACGGCGUUCUUCAAUCAUAUUUUCACAAUUUAAUUUGAGUUUGACGUUGCUGUCUUUUGAUAUGUUGACUAACUUUUUGACUUAAACUUUCACUUUAAAAUGAGCCUUUUUGACAAAUAUUUAAGUCUGACUGACUUCUCUUCUACUGAAGCUCAAUAUCUUUGUAUAAAAACAGACUUUUAUAAUAGGAAAAAAUGAAGUGUUAUACAUUGUUCAACUUAUCUGUCAGGGCUUAUUUUGCUGAUGCUUUUUAAAAUAAAUGCAAUGCUUAUUCUUUUCUUUGAUUCAUUAGAUGUCAAUCAGUUCCUUCAUGUGUCCAUUAAGCGUGUCCUCAGAUUGUUGAACAAACCAUUAAUAUCUCAAAAUCCCAGACUUUUUAUUAAUACCUGUAACAGAUUUAGUUGUGACAUAAUUCUUUAAUAGUGUGUGUUUCUUCUGAUUGAAAGUAAGGUUAACAUUUUGAGGGGGCCCAGCCAGAAUGUGUUACAGAAUCUGGCCAUUUAUGGAGGGAGCUAAAGAUUACAGUGAUAUCAAACACUUGGAUCUCAUCGCCAAAUGUAAACUAUAUAAAUAUUAGUCAUAACUUUAUUCUGUUUCAUAUUAUGUUACGUAUUUGGGUGUAUCUAAACUUAUGCACAACUAAAACGGUAAAGAGGAACACUUUGUAAAAACAUAAAUUAUCAAAUAAUGCAUCUUUGUUUUGCUUAGUGCCUCCUAGAGAGAUGGAGUGUGUCAAAUUUAUUCUGUCACUGUUCUUGGAAAAUCAUAAUCUUAUCUUCCAUUGAUAUAUGAUUUUUUUCUUUUUCUAUGUUUAUUGGUUAAUUAGAAAAUACUGUAUGUUCAAAUCACUUGUGUGUUAACUACUUCAUAUCAAACUGACAAAAUCGUGAUCAGUGAAGACGAAGAAUUUGGAUAGAUUAGCUUGUAUAAGGUUAAGGUUAUUUAAUUUAAGUGUUAUUUUAUUGCAGUAAUAUUUUUGAAUAGCAUUUGCAUUUAUUCCAAUGCCAGUGACAUUAAAUUGCAAUGUACAUGCAAUUUAAUGAAUGUGCAUUCCAUGGUAUUUUUUUAAAUGCCUAAGAAAAUUAUUUCAGCAUGGCUCUGCUAGGGAUUAAAUUAUAUAUAAUACAGCAUAAGAUGCAUAGAAAAUUGAUGCCUGAUCAUAAUUUAUUUAAAACUAAGUAUCUUUGUAAGCCACUGAACCACAAUGCAGCUACUCAAGUUUCAUAGAAAUACACAUGUUUACAUAGCAAACAUGAAAAUAGCAUAUUGGGUGAUAUUGACAACUUCUGCUUCUUGGCUUUUUUAAAACAACAAAUAAGAAUUUAUCUAUUAUUUACCUAAUUUUAAAAAUGAUCUGAAGCCCAGAACAUUUUUGUAAUCAUAGUGUUUAUGUUUUUUUCUGGUAUGUAUACAUUUAUUGAUGAAAUGGGGUGUACUUCCAUUAUCACAUGUCUACAAAAAAGAACAGUAUAGCUAUCCAAAUAGCUGGUAUAGUUUUGUAAGAAAAAACUAACAGAUAAAAAUGGUUUGUGUUUACAAUCAUGAGGAUUAUCAUAGUGAUUACACAUCCAUUAAUCAUAAUUAUAUCCUGGUCAUCAUUAUAAAAUCAACGUUACACAUUGAGCUUUAACAGUCAGUCGUUGGUGUUUAAUUGAGUCACAGUCCAGUAUGGAAUAAAAAAUAUUAGUCUGUUUAGCUGCAGCAGUUGUUUUUAGAUGGCUCCAUUAAUAAAAUAAAAUGACUUAUUUUACACUGUUGACUUAAAACUAUUUUGUAGGACAUAACACGGCUUUGCUCUUAGGCUGAAGUAAUAAAUUUGACUCCGGUCUUUCCAAACCAUGAAUCUUUUUUUUCCUGUUGUUUUCCAUCUAUUCUGUCAUUAAUUUGAAUGGAUUUGUGUGCUUUCAUUUUUUGUCAUUUGGCAUGACUUAAUCUUUCUUAAACAAAGUACUAUGGUUUGCUGCCCCGACAUUCACCUAAAUGGUUUUGGACCACAAAACUCAAUUUCAAGAGGUUUCAGAUAUAAAGAGAAAACUUUACUGUUUGCCCAACAUCAGAGCUGUAAGAUUAAGGCUGCCCUAGCAUGAAUGAUGCAUUACAGUAACUGGUUUACACUUCAAAUUUCCCAAACCUCACAGUCCCACUCACACACAAGCACACAUGCAAACACACGCUCACAUUUCCCCAACAAGGACCAUUUUGCUAAAAGCAGUCUAAUUUAUUACAUCAGAUAUGAGUUAAUGAUUAACUAUACAGAUAAAGAUCUCUCAAAUAUUUUUCUCCCGGUUUAAUGACUUAUUAAAUUUUAAGAUUUACAUAAUCAUACUCCUGUCUAGAUAACUAGACAAGAUUUAACACUUAUUUACUGUUUAGUUUAACAUCAUGUUGCCAUUCGGUGUUAAACUAAAUGGGUGUUUAGUUUAACGCCCAUUCACACUAAAUGAGCGUUAAACUAAACCCAAUUAGUUUUACACCGAAUGGCAACAUGCAAAUGAGAUUAGAUUUAGCAUACUGUUGUGCAACAGGAAUUGUAUCAAUGUUUUAUGACAUUAUGUAAACCCUAUUUAUUCACUAUUAAUAAAAUUAUUAGUAGAGUUUAAUUUUGGGGUUUGUUUUUUUUUAGGAAAAAGAAAAUCCGGGCACCAUUUCACAGACUCGUUAACCAAACUCGUCAGUCUGACGAGUUGUGAAUUGAACCCCACUGAACAGAUAAUACUUCACACAUUUACCUGAAUACACAACUUAUUUUAAAAGCUUCUGAAUUUAGAAACAAAAUUACAUUCCCCUUACAGUCAAAACAUUCAGCCAACAACUCCCAUAUCAGACUACUAAUUAUGCAAUCUACUGCUCUACAGACAAUGAACAAUCAAGAAUCAAAUCGACUAACUAAUGAACUAUAAUUAAGGGAUGGAAUACUGAAAUAUACUUCAAGACUAAUGAGCUAAUUAAGAAUAUAUGUGAGCAAAACAUGUGAGGGUAGACAAGGAGAAAGAAAAUGGGGAGGCGAAGAUGUCAAGCGUCACGGCAAGGAAACCACUUGCGCAAAAAGCAAUAAAUCUUAAACGUUUGGCCUCGCAUAGCCUUUAGAGCUACACAAAAGGCACAAAACACGUGUGUGUCACUUAGGAGGAUUUUUCCACCGCCAAUUUAUCUCUGCAGCUUGUGAUGAGUUUAUUACGGAAGAGGAUUAGGGCCACUGGAAAAAAAAAAAUAAAACAGU
Xiphophorus maculatus (southern platyfish) is the source of this 6352-nucleotide messenger RNA. RefSeq names its product neuropilin and tolloid like 1 (gene neto1l). The transcript is spliced from 12 exons. The record is from RefSeq and is a predicted model, not a curated record. Bases 736 to 2412 code for a protein of 558 amino acids. NCBI's taxonomy places the organism in Eukaryota, Metazoa, Chordata, Actinopteri, Cyprinodontiformes, Poeciliidae. Gene Ontology annotation, molecular function: protein binding.